CACAGGAACAGCCAUCUUCUAGCCAACAAUACUCCGUGGAAACCAACGGUCAAACCGUGGUAGUCCACUGUGUCUCACUGUCUUUAUCCGUGGUAGUAUUUUACUGAAAAAUGAGUGACACUGAGGACAGACACUACGAAGCCCGGGGGUCUCGGUCCCCAUCUAAAUCGGAUCGCGGGAGUCCAGCUCGGGUCAGGUCGGAGAGCAGGUCUGGCUCCCCGAGCCCUUCACGGGCCUCCAAACGCUCUGAGUCCAGGUCCCGUUCUCGAUCCAAAUCAAGGUCUCGUUCCAGGCGGCACUCAAACCGCCGCUAUAGCCGCUCACGCUCUCGGUCCUAUUCCCAUCGCAGGAAGUCCCGCUCUCGUUCCUAUAGCCCAGAAUACCGCCGCAGGAGGAGCCAGAGCACUUCUCCAAUGUCAAACCGCCGCCGUCACACUGGCAGCAGGAGCCAUGACUUCAAAAAAGAAGCAUACAGUCAUGGCGGUGAUGCUGAUGUUAGGGCGAACCCAGACCCUAGCACAUGUUUGGGGGUAUUUGGAUUGAGCCUAUACACAACAGAACGCGACCUGAGGGAAGUGUUUUCACGGUAUGGUCCUCUGGCCGGGGUAAACGUGGUGUAUGACCAGCGGACAGGACGCUCCCGUGGCUUUGCAUUCGUAUACUUUGAGAGACUUGAGGAUUCCAAAGAGGCGAUGGAGCGAGCUAACGGUAUGGAGCUGGAUGGGAGGCGUAUCAGAGUGGAUUAUUCCAUUACCAAACGUCCUCAUACCCCCACACCGGGAAUUUACAUGGGUCGACCAACUCACAAUGGAGGCGGCAGUGGUGGUGGUGGCGGCGGUGGUGGGAGCAGCAGGAGGGGAAGAGACUCGUACUAUGACCGUGGCUAUGACCGUUAUGACAGAUAUGAGGAGUAUGACUACAGGUAUAGCCGCAGGCGAUCUCCAUCACCCUACUACAGUAGAUACAGAUCUCGCUCACGGUCUCGCUCUUACAGCCCACGACGAUACUAAAAAACCUCCUUCCAAGUUCAGCUUCCCUCCAGUAACUGAUGGUGUGCGAUUCAUCCAUGUGUUUCAGAGUGGAAACAUGCUUGAAUUAGCAUGUGUAUACCAACAGGACACUUGUUUACAUGCAAUAGAUGUCUUAAUUUUCUAGACGUUUUGGUGCAUCCAUGUCGAGUGUGAGAAAAGACCACUGAAACUGAUGGUUGUAUUAAUGCUGGUGCUUCAUUUUUUGACUGGCUUCUUAUAUUCUGCAUCCGUGAUUCCCAUUUCUAUCAAGUGAUAUUGAGAAUACAUGUGAUUGCUGUUACUGAUAGGAGUUUCAGGUAACUAUUGCCAGUUUACACCUAAAUUAGGAGGUAGGUUAUUGUUUUAAAAUUACAUAUCACUUGACUGAAAUUUACUGGUAAGUUAACAGGUAGAAUAGGGCUGUAAAAUGAAGCCUCCAGCAAACAGUGAUCAGGUCUUUGCUCACAUUCUACGUCAUGUUUUAGUAGAAUUUUAGUUUCUGCACUUUUACUACCAUGUACUAUGUUUUUUAUGUUAUUUCUUUGUAUGGAAAUAUAAAUAAUAUAUUAAAAAAACUGAAGUUUGUAA
This is a messenger RNA of Sphaeramia orbicularis (orbiculate cardinalfish), 1598 nucleotides long. RefSeq names its product transformer 2 alpha homolog (gene tra2a). The transcript is spliced from 9 exons. Gene Ontology annotation, molecular function: RNA binding. The record is from RefSeq and is a predicted model, not a curated record. Bases 111 to 1010 code for a protein of 299 amino acids. NCBI's taxonomy places the organism in Eukaryota, Metazoa, Chordata, Actinopteri, Kurtiformes, Apogonidae.